AUGGAUAAAGGAGGCCGAAAUAUGUAUACUAUAGAUAUAAGGAAUAUGCCGGAGUAUUUUUCACUUCUAAAUGAAACAGAUAAGGCGGAAUACGCUCAGCUACAGAAAUCUCUUGAGAUCUCGCAAAAUCGAAGCUCAAGAAAUAAAAAGACGACUGAUCUCAUGUUAGCCAUUGAUGAGAUCAAACAUUACUGCUUGCGUGGCGACUCUGAUGACUGUAAGCGAUGCAUCGUGUGCGGAACAUGCUGGCUAUCAACUGGUCUUGCAGUUAAUAUCAAGCAGCUUCAAUGUCUUAUACAGAAAUGUAAGUCUUCGAUCAAUACCACAUUACGCAAAAUGGGAUACGAGCUCACUAACCCUCGUGGAGAUGUCUCCGAUGAACUUGCAGAAUAUCUCCCAAUGUUCCGCGGUAAACAGUCUGAGCUUCGUAAGUGGUCAAUUAGAACUCCACCAAAUUGGUGUGGAAAAAUCUAUUCAAAUAAAAAUUCAAAUGAAAAUGUGAUUAAUCAAGCUUCUGAACAUUCUAGUCCAUUAAGUCCAUCUCAAGAGAGUUCUUUCGAACAAACUUCUACUGAGCAGCUUCGUUCUCCUCCCGAAGAGCCAGUGUUAACGUGGGAGUACACUCCUAACGAUGAUAUUAGUGCUUGGAACUUUUGUGAUUGCGUUUUUGACAACCAAAUCUCUGAGCAAACCAUGUAUAAUAUUUUCGAUUCAGAUAAUGAUAUGUACCUUUGA
Molecule: messenger RNA, 735 nt
Organism: Trichomonas vaginalis G3
Lineage: Eukaryota; Parabasalia; Trichomonadida; Trichomonadidae
Product: transcription-initiator DNA-binding domain ibd family
Exons: 1
Coding region: 1-735 (244 amino acids)
Source: RefSeq, a predicted model, not a curated record